AUGGACGAUGAUUUCUACGCGUCGUCAACGAAUGUUAGGCCUCCCUCGUCAGCUUGGCGCUCCGUCGCCUGGGGAGCUAUAACAAGCCCUAACGUCGUCCUUGCUCUACUCCUAGGACCGUUCAUUAUUGCAAUCGUAACCCGCUACUUGAGCGGACGUUCCGUUGAGGCAUCUUCUAAUGGAAAGGCAAAAAGGCCCUGGAAGCUGCCAUACUGGGUGCCCGGCGUCGGUCACGGGUUUCCCUUUUUGAUGAACCCAGUCAAAUUGAUGAGAGAAGCAGGCGACCGGAGUCCCCAUGAUAUGUUCUCUUUGAACCUUGGAGGCACCACCCAUAAUAUUAUAUCCGACCCGAGUUUGGUCAGAAGUGUGAUGGCACAACGAGAGUCCACUUUGCUAUUCAAACCAAUUGCUAUAUCAGUUGUUCGGAAAUUCUUCGGUAUUCCACCGGAGAGCGUACGGAAAUUUGACAAGGUUUGGGAUGAAAUGAAUGCCACUACCAGUUACCUAAUGAGAGAGCCUCACAUCGGGAUUAUGAUUGACCGAACCGUACAUUACCUCGAAAACCAUAUCCCCCAGAUGAUAACGUUCACGGACGCCGAUAUCGACCUGCAACCCUGGGAACGGUGGGCAAACGCCUCGUACAUUUCUUCCACCGAGACCGAGAUCAAUCUUAUGACCCUAAUGCGAGACAUGAUGGGAAAUGCCUCCGUUCCAGCGAUGUUCGGUAGCGCUUUCAUAGAAAAGUAUCCCGACAUCCUCCACGAUAUCUACGCCACCGAUGCCGGCAUGUACUUUUUCCUACUUGGAUUGCCAGCUUGGACGCCGUGGCCUGGGGUGAUAAAAGCCCAUAUUGCGCGGAGGAACGUUUGGCAAGCUCUAGAUGAACACCAGAGAGCUCUAGAUGCGCUUGCUUUAGGGAAGCCCUUUGAUUACAGCUGGGGAGAGUUGGAUGAUGUUAGUGAAUUCAUAGUGAAGAGAAAUGAGGUCCAGAGAAGAAAUGGCUUCGAGAUCAGAGAAAGGGGAGAAUUCAGUGUCCUCUGGGCACUGGUAGUAAACUCCUCACUCCUCGUCUACUGGCAACUCCUUUACAUCCUCUCCGUACCUGGCCUCGCCGACCGAAUCCGCGCUGAAAUCGCCCCAUACGUAACCGUCACCCAGGGCGCCACCAUCGGCAAAAUCUCCGAAACACCUAAACUGCACAUCUCUCACCCGGAGCUCUCCAGAAACUGUCCCCUCCUAAAAUCUACGUACUUCGAAGCUCUCCGGAUGAGCGACCAGCCAUGGUCUGUCCGACAAGUUGGACAGGAUGUUGUGAUUUCGGGGGAUAAGAAGGCUGACGAUCCGGCGACGUAUUUAUUGAAGAAGGGGGAGUAUGUUACUAUUCCGCAUGAUUUGCACAUGAAGGAUCCGAAGUAUUUUAAGUAUCCCGAGGAGUUUGAUCCUGAGCGAUUUUUGGUGACGAAGGAGGAUGGAUCGGUUGAGGCUAAUAUGGGAACCAUUCGCCCCUACGGAGGCGGUCCAUCGUGGUGCAAAGGCCGCAUUAUUGCCGAACGUGAAUGCCUCGCUCAAGUAGCGGGCAUCCUCGCAUUCUGGGACAUUACACCCGCAGAUAAGCAAGCCGGAUGGGUUAUCCCUAAGCAGAAGAAGACGGCUGCAGUUUCGCUGCCCGUGCAUGAGACGAGGGUUAGGAUCAAGCGGAGAGUCUUCGAUUGGGAGCGGUAG
This is a messenger RNA of Venustampulla echinocandica, 1722 nucleotides long. Its product is annotated as Cytochrome P450. Lineage: Eukaryota; Fungi; Ascomycota; Leotiomycetes; Helotiales; Pleuroascaceae. Bases 1 to 1722 code for a protein of 573 amino acids. Gene Ontology annotation, molecular function: iron ion binding; heme binding; oxidoreductase activity, acting on paired donors, with incorporation or reduction of molecular oxygen. The record is from RefSeq and is a predicted model, not a curated record. The transcript has 10 exons.